Molecule: messenger RNA, 2623 nt
Organism: Sphaeramia orbicularis (orbiculate cardinalfish)
Lineage: Eukaryota; Metazoa; Chordata; Actinopteri; Kurtiformes; Apogonidae
Gene: grk1a
Product: G protein-coupled receptor kinase 1 a
Exons: 7
Coding region: 281-1972 (563 amino acids)
Biological process (GO): regulation of opsin-mediated signaling pathway; visual perception; signal transduction
Cellular component (GO): cytoplasm
Molecular function (GO): ATP binding; rhodopsin kinase activity
Source: RefSeq, a predicted model, not a curated record
GAAAGGAGGAGGGGGUUCACAACUCAGUCUGUCAGGUUGGGUGACGGACUCACUGAGGAAACCGCUGAGCUCUGUGGGGUAUUUCUGUAUGUUACUCUGUGCUUCUAAAGGAAGAGGAAACCCGCUCCUCAGCUUCUUCUCUGAACUUGAAGCUGAUAUUAUCAUCAUCUCUGCUCCUUUCUUUUUGUUUUUGCUCCCUUGUCUUCUUUAGAGACCUCCACCUCCACUUGCCUGUUUCCACUUUUCUGCUGCAUCUCACACACCUUUCCACUGUGUCACCAUGGAUAUUGGUGGCCUGACCACAGUGGUGGCCAACUCUGCUUACAUCUCAGCCCGGGGGAGCUUUGAUGGCACCGCCAACCCUGCGCAUAACCGAGAUAAAAAGUACCACUCCCGCCUCAAGCUGCCCCACAUCACAGUAUGUGAGGGUCUGAGGGAGACCCUGGACCUGGGCUUCCAGACGGUCUGCGUGGAGCAGCCAAUUGGCAAACGUCUUUUCCAAGAGUUCCUCGACUCCAUCACUGAGUAUAAAGGCCCGUGCCGUUUGUGGAAGGAUAUUGAGGAGUACAACAAUGCUGAGGAUGAGGACCGGGUGAAGAAAGCAAGUAAGAUCCUGAGUCGGUACAUGGAGCCAGACGCCAAGUAUUUCUGCCCGUUCUUGCCUGAGAAUGGCAUCACGAAGGUCAAGGAGAAACACCAGGAAGCUGGGGAUGAGCUCUUUAAUGAGACUCUAGACAAUGUGAUGGACUUUCUCAAAGAGGUGCCCUACACGUUCUUCCUGGAGAGUAUGUAUCUCAAGAGGUUUCUGCAGUGGAAGUGGUUGGAAAUGCAGCCCAUGGAAGAGGACUGGUUCUUGGACUUCCGUGUGUUGGGUAAAGGAGGGUUUGGAGAGGUGUCUGCCUGCCAGAUGAAGGCCACGGGGAAGCUGUACGCCUGCAAGAAACUGAACAAGAAGAGGCUGAAGAAAAGGAAAGGCUACGAGGGGGCGAUGGUGGAGAAGAGGAUCCUGGCCCGGGUUCACAGCAGGUUCAUUGUCUCUUUGGCGUACGCCUUCCAGUCAAAAACAGAGCUGUGUCUGGUCAUGACCAUCAUGAAUGGAGGAGACCUGAGAUAUCACAUCUAUAAUGUGGAUGAGAAUAACCCAGGUUUUGACGAGCCGCGGGCCUGCUACUACGCUGCUCAGAUCAUCCAGGGCAUGGAGCACCUCCACCAGAAGAGGAUCAUCUACAGAGACCUCAAACCAGAGAAUGUACUGCUGGACAAUCAAGGGAAUGUCCGUAUCUCUGACCUUGGUUUGGCUGUGGAGCUGGCUGACGAUCAGUCCAAGAUCAAGGGCUAUGCUGGGACUCCAGGUUUCAUGGCUCCAGAGCUGCUCAAAGGAGAAGAAUACGACUACUCUGUGGACUACUUCACUCUGGGGGUCACUCUGUAUGAGUUCAUCGCUGCUAAAGGACCCUUCAGGACCCGAGGAGAGAAGGUGGAGAACAAGGUGGUGAAGAAGCGGAUUCUGAAUGAUCCAGUGACUUAUCCAGAGAAGUUCAGUGAACAUGCCAGAAGCAUCUGUGAGGGUCUGCUGUGCAAAGAAGUGGACAAGAGGUCCGGCUUCAAGGACGGGUCAUGUGACGAGCUCAGGGCGCAUCCCUUCUUCAAGGAGAUUAACUGGAGGAAGCUGAACGCAGGGAUUCUUCCGCCCCCCUUUGUUCCAGACUCCAAGACAGUCUACGCCAAGGACAUUGAUGACGUCGGGGCCUUUUCCACAGUUAAAGGUGUGCAACUAGAAGACAAGGACAAGCAAUUUUUUGAUGAGUUUGCUUCAGGGAACAUCGCCAUCCCCUGGCAGGAGGAGAUGAUCGAGACAGGGAUCUACGGUGAGCUCACGGUCUGGGGCCCUGACGGAGCUUUGCCCAACGACCUGCGGCGUGAAUCCAUCCUGGAGCAGCCGCCCAAGUCAUCCACCUGCACCGUGUCAUAGGCAGAAUAAUGAGGAGUUUGCAUGAACUGUUUGUUUAUCAGUCAGUGAAAUUUCACCCACUGGGAACCUUUUGGAUAAGAUUUCAAUACAGGGUUGUUUUGUCACUCCAGUGAAAGAGGAAUAAAAGAAGACUGAAGGGAAAAGGGCUUCUUUUUUACUACCGUGCAGCUUUAAUAGAUGUUAAGGCCAGAACUUCAUCCCAGAUUUACAGCUCUAGUCAAAAAACACUGUUUUAGUUUGUUUUUAAAUGUUAAGACUGCUUUAACAGCCUUUUCCACUAAAAUCUACCUUGCGUAAUCAGGCUGCCUGUUUAAAAGCUGUUGGAGUUUUUGACAGUUUUGAGUGAAUGUGUGUUUGGGUGUGUGUGUCAGAGAAAUGGCAGCAGAUCUGAUCUUUUUUCGUUUCCGUCUUUCUUGUCUUAUGGCUGCUGUGUAAAUUGGCGGCUGCUCUGACUUUUCAGCUGUGUUUAUAACUUUCUCAGAUGCAUUUUAUAUGACAGUGUAGGUUCGAUGCCACACAUUUACUGUAUUUGUAAACACAUUUGCUACAAGUUUAUUCAUAUUUUAUAGUUUGUGUUUGUGGCUGCAGAAGUGUAUAUGAGCUUGUACAGCAGAGAUGUUUAUGAAUUCAAAUAAAUAUUUUAUCAUGAAA